GGUCCAGUUAAAAGGGUGGGAGAGGCCGGCUCCAUCUCUCGGGCGGAGUCCUCAGACAGCUGGUGCGGCAGUGUCCGGAACAUCCUCUUGGCCUCAAUCAUGGCUUGUGGUCUGGUCGCCAGCAACCUGAACCUCAAACCUGGCGAGUGCCUCAGAGUGCGGGGCGAGGUGGCCCCCGAAGCCAAGAGCUUCGUGCUGAACCUGGGCAAAGACAGCAACAACCUGUGCCUGCACUUCAACCCUCGCUUCAACGCGCACGGGGACACCAACACCAUCGUGUGCAACAGCAAGGACGGCGGCGCCUGGGGGGCGGAGCACCGCGAGCCGGCCUUCCCCUUCCAGCCUGGGAGCGUGGUGGAGGCCUGCGUCUCCAGACAAGGCUCGGUGGGUGUGGGACUCACCAGACCUCACUCUCAGGGACAUCACGGCCACCCAGAGAGCAACAUCUUUAGCACCCUGGCUGCAGAGCGCGCCCUCUGGUGGACAUCAGCGGAAGUGUUUCCUAGGCUUUGUCACUUCACCCACACUGCUUCGCCCAUGCUUGGUUGA
Molecule: messenger RNA, 549 nt
Organism: Octodon degus (degu)
Lineage: Eukaryota; Metazoa; Chordata; Mammalia; Rodentia; Octodontidae
Gene: Lgals1
Product: galectin 1
Exons: 5
Coding region: 100-549 (149 amino acids)
Molecular function (GO): laminin binding; carbohydrate binding
Source: RefSeq, a predicted model, not a curated record